Molecule: messenger RNA, 4255 nt
Organism: Mercurialis annua (annual mercury)
Lineage: Eukaryota; Viridiplantae; Streptophyta; Magnoliopsida; Malpighiales; Euphorbiaceae
Product: DNA replication ATP-dependent helicase/nuclease JHS1
Exons: 33
Coding region: 95-4135 (1346 amino acids)
Biological process (GO): replication fork reversal
Cellular component (GO): cytoplasm
Molecular function (GO): single-stranded DNA helicase activity; 5'-flap endonuclease activity
Source: RefSeq, a predicted model, not a curated record
GUAAGUCAAAAAGGUUUGGGCGGGAAAGCGGGAGAGGGGGUUGGAAUGGAGAAGAGAAGAGAAGAGGAAAAACCCUAAAAAGAAAGAGUAAAAAAUGCCACCGAGGAAGAAACUGAAGUACUCAUCAUCAUCCUUAUCGUCACCACCGUCGUCCCAAUCGGCGUCUGCAACCAAGAAUCAACAGCCAAGCAAGUAUGGGAUAGAACAUUUCUUCCAGCGCCAGCAAUCCCAGCACAAACCGAAAGAGCUCCACCCUUCUCCUCCGAUCCAUCCUCCCGCCUCUAACCCUAAUCCUAAAAUUACAGUUGCAAUCACAAAUGGGAACCAUAAUGAUGAUAAUAAUACUAAUGAGGCAGUCCUCCCCACCACUAAUUGUUCAUCUUCACCAAUCAUCAUGCACAAUAAUCCUCCAUCCCACAUCUCACCUGAACUCCCUAAAUUCAAUAUCCAGCGCCCACAGUUCUCUCCUGGAAUGCUUAUAAAGCAGAGCCAAGAUGACGGGGCUGAUGAGAUCACCUGGAAGAUUUCUCCUGUCAAUCAAAGACUUCAAGCUCUUUCUAAGCACACCCUCCCUCCUCCUCCUCCUCCUCCACUGUCAUCCCAUUCAUUGAGCAUUCGCCCGUGCUCUUUAACCACCACGACCAAUAAGGCUUCUCUUGCUGUAGGACCCGAGCUUCAGAACCACCUUUCCUCACCACCUACUGCUGGCUUCAGGAGGCUUAACUCUUCUCAGGACCAUUCAUGCCUCACUGCUGUCAAGCCUUCAUGUGAUACGCUACAGAGUCCUUUCAGAACUCCACCCUCUUUAUCAUCUUCCCACCUCAGGCUUCCUAGUCAUGUGGAAUGCAAAAGAGUCUCAAAUCAACCAAGUUUGAGACAUCACAAAAAGGCGUUGCUUGACCUAUUAGAUCAAGUAGAAGAUGUGAUCUCCGUUGAAGAUUCACUAUCUAGCAGUGACACUACAUGUUCAUCUAAAUUUACACAUGGAAAUUGUAAUGAGAUGCCUUUCAAACUUGAUCCAGCUGUACAAAAAGAAGCACCUGCUCUGCCAGAAAGAGUCACUGGGUCAACAUCUAAUCAUACUUUUCUUGUAUUGGAGGUAUCUGAGAAGCAUAGGCCUGCUGACUCCUUUGAUGCUCCUUCCCCAUAUAAGGUUCUUCGCUUGCUGAAUGAGCAGAGUGGAGAAGAACGAUCUGUCUACCUGCGUGAGGAGUGGUAUUACAGUGCCAUAUCUCCUGGAGACACUAUAAAUGUGAUCGGCAAAUUUGAUGACCAAGGAAAAUUAGAAGUAGAUCAUGACAAUAAUCUUUUGAUUGUUCAUCCUGACAUUCUAAUCUCUGGAACUCGGGUUGCUGGAAGUUUCAGUUGUCCCAGGCGUACUGUACUGGAUGAGAGGAUAAAAUCCGACGAGCAUUCAGAUGCAGCAUUAAUUGGAACUUUGCUGCACCAAUUAUUUCAGUCUGGACUUAUGCAUGAGAGUCCUACUACGAAAUUCUUGGAAGGCUAUGCGAGAACAGUUCUUCAGAAAAAUAUCGAGAGCUUGUAUGCAUGUGGAGUUACUGAAGAUGAUAUGCUGAAGACCUUGAUUGAGGCUAUCCCAAAAAUAUUAAAUUGGAUUACCCUAUUCAAAGAUUCACAGGAUUCAGAUGACUCUGUUGUUAAUUUUGGUUCUGACGGUGGAUUGAAAAAGCUAACUAUUUCCGAGGUUGUUGAUAUUGAGGAAAUGGCAUGGGCCCCAAAGUAUGGAUUGAAAGGAAUUAUCGAUGCUUCUAUCAGAGUUAAACUAGAGCCAAAUGGAAAUAAAGCGAAUGAGAAGGUUGUGCCGCUAGAGUUUAAAACGGGGAAAGUUCCUAAUGGACAGUCAUCUACGGAACAUUGUGCUCAAGUCAUCUUGUACACACUCCUUAUGUCAGAGAGGUACCUGAAAGAUAUCGAUUAUGGUAUUUUGCUUUAUCUUCGAUCAGAUCAGACGCAGGGAGUCAUGGUACGAAGGUCCGAUGUGGUCGGGCUAAUAAUGCGUCGUAAUGAGCUUGCAAACGACAUUCUCAAGGCAUCACAAUUACAACAGCUGCCUCCAAUGCUACGUAAUCCAACCAUGUGCAGAAGUUGCCGCCAUCUUGAUAGUUGUUCCAUCUAUCAUAAGGCAUAUGGUGGAAGUACAGAAAGUAGUGGACUGGGUGAUCUUUUUGAUUCACUUGUACGCCAUUUAACUGCUGCACAAUGUGUUUUCCUUCGACAUUGGGAUCGGUUGAUCGACUUAGAAGCUAAAGAGACACAGCUUGUAAAAAAUGAAGUCUGGCGUUCAAAUCGUUUGAGGAGUGACUGCUCAACUAGUUGCCUUGCUUCUAUUGUUCUUGAUGCUUCAAAUGGGUUUUCACAUCAGAAGUCCCUUAAUGAUGAUCGUUUCAUUUAUCGUUUUGUGCGCAAAAAAUUGCCUCAUAAUAUCCUUGCAUCCAAUGGAGAUUUGUUCAAUGGUUCAUCUUCCCCGAAGAAUGAUUUUGACUGUGCGCUUAAAAUUGGAGACUAUGUGAUUCUUAGUACAGAAGCUGGUCGUCAGACUGUUGCAAGCGGAAUUAUAACAGAAAUUAGUCACUUCCAUGUUUCAGUUUCUUUCUCCAAGCGCAUAAGACUUCCAAUUAGCAGCUCUCUCUCAGAAGUGAAUGAUCUCCUUCAGGAGAUCUGGCGGAUUAAUAAGGAUGAAGUUAUGACUUCAUUUUCAGUUAUGCGGUUCAACCUUGCACAACUUUUUCGACAGAGUGAGCAGGGUUCUCAUCUUAGGAAGAUGAUUGUUGACCUUGAGGCUCCGAGAUUUGACAGUGGGUGUAUAUUCAGCCAAGAUCCAGCAAUUUCUUAUAUCUGGUCAGUAAAGAGUUUAAAUGAUGAUCAGCGACGAGCAAUUCUCAAGAUACUUACAGCUAAGGAUUAUGCACUAAUACUAGGAAUGCCUGGGACAGGCAAGACAUCUACAAUGGUUUAUGCUGUUAAAGCCCUGCUGAUGAGAGGUGCAUCUAUCUUGCUUACGUCCUACACAAACUCAGCUGUUGAUAAUUUGCUAAUCAAAUUAAAAGCUCAGGGUGUCGAUUUUCUACGGAUUGGAAGAUAUGAAGCUGUUCACAAUGAAGUUAAGGCCAACUGUUUUUCAACAAUGGGCGUGCAGAGUCUAGAAGAAAUUAGACUAAGAUUGGACCAAGUGAAAGUUGUUGCAGUAACUUGUUUGGGAGUUAAUAGCCCUUUGCUUGCAAACAAGAAAUUUGAUGUAUGUAUCAUGGAUGAAGCUGGACAGAUCACCUUGCCGAUUUCGCUUGGACCCUUGAUGUUUACAUCAAAGUUUGUUCUUGUUGGUGAUCACUAUCAACUGCCUCCACUUGUUCAGAGCACAGAAGCUCGUGAAAAUGGAAUGGGAAUAAGUUUGUUUUGCAGGCUCUCUGAAGCACAUCCUCAGGCAAUUUCAGCUUUGCAAAGCCAGUAUCGAAUGUGUCAAGGCAUUAUGGAGCUAUCGAAUGCUUUAAUAUAUGGUGAUCGAUUGCGCUGUGGAUCCUCAGAUAUAGCAAAUGCAAAACUUGAAUUUUCGAGUUUAAAACUGCAUGCGUCAUGGCUAAAAGAGGCUUUGGAUCCUAACAGACCUAUUGUAUUCAUUAACACAGAUAUGUUGGCUUCUAUUGAGGCAAAAGAUGGCAAGGCUGUGAAUAACCCAGUGGAAGCUUAUAUAAUUGGUGAGGUGACAAAGGAAUUAAUACACAGUGGUAUUGAAAGUGAAGAUAUUGGGAUCAUAACCCCAUAUAAUUCUCAGGCAAAUCUGAUCAGGAGUGCUGUUAGUGCAAUCUCCGUGGAGAUACAUACCAUUGAUAAGUACCAGGGGAGAGACAAAGACUGCAUAUUGGUGUCUUUUGUGAGGUGUAGUGAAAACCCCAGAAAAUGCAAGUCUUCACUGCUGGGAGACUGGCACAGGAUUAAUGUGGCAAUCACACGCGCUAAGAAAAAGAUGAUAAUGGUGGGAUCAUGCAAAACGCUGUCGAAUGUGCCACUGCUGAAGCUUCUGAUAGAGAAGAUUGAAGAGCAAUCAGGCAUUUUCAAUGUCUCCCCCAAUGAUAUUAACCUUCCCAAAUAUGUAAAUGGCCAUUUUUUGUAUGUUUGAUUAAUUAAUUUUUUGGGCGGAAAGUAAAUUUAAUAAAACAGUAAGAUGGUAUAACGAUAAAAAGAAAUUGAAGCUUACAGCAAAAUGAAUUAUAGAAAGGUAAAAAGGUUGGGUGUGAAA